CCUCUACCCAUGUCUGACCACGAUCAACCAUUUCCUUGAAAUGAUCAUUCGACGGAAAAGUUGAAAUGAUCUGAUUGUUGUAUUCUGUGUGGAACUUCUUCCCUGGUGGAUAUGUUUUUAUACGAUGACACCCAGUUUCUUCUACUUCAAGAAUUACAUUUGUACAUGUUGUUUAGGUAUACUGUCGGCUGAUGUUUGGAAAUGUGAUACCAUCUUAAUGCGGUACCAGACGCCUUUUAAUGUCAUUUAUAUCUACAGCCAAAACCUGGUGUACAACUAACACUGCCUUGCUAAACUGACAAUUAUUCCACAAGCUUGCUGUUAAGCUGCUGUAGAGUGCUGACAUUUUCCAACAUCCCAUAUGCUUUUCUGCUCUUUCCAAAUAUUCUUUUUUUCAGUUAAUAAGUACAUGUGUAUUAUAUAAAAAUAUACCAAUUUUCAUCUGUAUUAUUUUUUCAAUGUAAUUGUUGAUUUUAUCCAAUUUCCACAUAAGAGGUUGGAGGAAUAGAGUCAAUCGUUAUGUAGGUAUGGGGACAUGGAAAGUCAAACCUUGGCGUAGAAUUGUGUAUCAAAACCUCAGGAAAGUGUGGUUCAGAUCCCAUAUUCAACACUCGGAGGUCCUUGUUAGAAUGUCCAUAUCCCCUAUAGCUACAGCCGUUUACCGUAUCCAGCAAUAAGGAAAAUGCUUUUAAAAUGAAAUACUUAUAUAUGUGCUUAUAAACAGAACAAUAUUCAACGUAAAAGCUAUGUAUUUAGACCAAACAUUAAGCAAGGCUAGGAACGCGUAACCGAUAUUUUAGAGCUUAGAGUUCACACGAUGUGACAGAAUGGGUUUUUUUUAGGUUUAUCUUACACACCUGCAGAACAGUCCAUAUCGUGAUUAAGGGGAGAGAAACGAAAAAAUCUUUUAGUCAUUUUUGAUGUCACUCUUUUAACCCAGUUUGAAAACAAUUGGCGGAAAGGACUUUGAAAUGAAUCAUUCUAAACCUAUAAUGCUUUUAAAAAUCAGAAAAGCUAAAAAUUUGUUUAAUUAAAAUCCAUAAAUCUAGCUAUAUCAUUGCCUUUCAAGAGGAUCUGUAGGUGCAAAUUUUAUAACACAAUAGAAACUCUCAAUGUCAACGAUACAACCAUUUUGAAAUAUAAAUAAAUACAUAAAUCGUCUGAAGAGCACCAAGAUGGGCAAAAGUAAUAGCCGGAUUUAGUCUUCAGUGUUUUGUUUUAUUUAAAGGUAAAAUUGUACAGGCACAUUCCGACUUACUGGGAGGACCUGUCCCACUAGUAUGUCUGAACAAGCCAUGAACAGUUGUUUACUGACCUAUGCAUAGGUCUCCUAGGUUUAUUUCUGUUAGGGGGGCUCCUAUACCUUAAGAUACUUACAAAUGUUGAUGUUCGUCACCUACUGCUCCGAGAAGGAGCAAACGUGAGCUUGAAAUACAGCCUGAAGUAAUUGUUUUAUCUAUGAAAUAUUUACAAAAAGAACAAACAUACCGAAAAGCUCGAAAAGUGUCGAGGCUUAAAUGGCCAAACACUGCUUUAAAAACAUCAGAAAGCAAAGCAGAAUUUUACAAAAUAAAAUUGGUUUAUUUCUGUGAGAGGGGUUCCUAUAUAUAUACCUUAACAUACUUACAAACUUUGUCACCUACUGCUCUUAGAAAGAGCUUAAAUAAGCUUGAAAUACAGCCUGAAGUAAUUGUUUUAUCUAUGAAAUAUUUACAAAAUGAACAAACAUACUGCACGAUAUGUUUAGACAAUUUAAUGGAUAAUAUCUCUCUGCACAUAAAACAGGAAUGGUUUCAUAUAAUGUCUUGGAAGUGAAAUUAAUGGUAGACCUGAGAGAAGACUCUCUACUUCUACAAAUGGAGGAUCUACCUGGUGUUCACCAGGGCUGUCAUGAUACGUUCACAUGAUGAUACGAUACGUAUCCCGAUACUGUCAUGAUACGUUCACAUGAUAAUACGAUACGUAUCCCUAUACUGUGUAUGAUACGUUCACAUGAUGAUACGAUAUGAUCCCGAUACUGUGGUCACGAUAUGAUACGUUCACAUGAUACGAUACGUAUCCCUAUAUGGUGUAUGAUACGUUCACAUAAUAAUACGAUAUGAUCCCGAUACUGUGGUCACGAUAUGAUACGUUCACAUGAUAAUACGAUACGUAUCCCGAUACUGUGGUCACGAUAUGAUACGUUCACACGAUACGAUACGUAUCCCGAUACUGUGGUCACGAUAUGAUACGUUCACAUGAUGAUACAUACGUAUCCCGAUACUGUGGUGACAAUAUGAUACGUUCACAUGAUAAUACGAUACGAUCCCGAUACUGUGGUCACGAUAUGAUACGUUCACAUGAUAAUACGAUACGAUCCCGAUACUGUGGUCACGAUAUGAUACGUUCACAUGAUAAUACGAUACGAUCCCGAUACUGUGGUCACGAUAUGAUACGUUCACAUGAUAAUACGAUACGAUCCCGAUACUGUGGUCACGAUAUGAUACGUUCACAUGAUAAUACGAUACGAUCCCGAUACUGUGGUCACGAUAUGAUACGUUCACAUGAUAAUACGAUACGAUCCCGAUACUGUGGUCACGAUAUGAUACGUUCACAUGAUAAUACGAUACGAUCCCGAUACUGUGGUCACGAUAUGAUACGUUCACAUGAUAAUACGAUACGAUCCCGAUACUGUGGUCACGAUAUGAUACGUUCACAUGAUAAUACGAUACGAUCCCGAUACUGUGGUCACGAUAUGAUACGUUCACAUGAUAAUACGAUACGAUCCCGAUACUGUGGUCACGAUAUGAUACGUUCACAUGAUAAUACGAUACGAUCCCGAUACUGUGGUCACGAUAUGAUACGUUCACAUGAUAAUACGAUACGAUCCCGAUACUGUGGUCACGAUAUGAUACGUUCACAUGAUAAUACGAUACGAUCCCGAUACUGUGGUCACGAUAUGAUACGUUCACAUGAUAAUACGAUACGAUCCCGAUACUGUGGUCACGAUAUGAUACGUUCACAUGAUAAUACGAUACGAUCCCGAUACUGUGGUCACGAUAUGAUACGUUCACAUGAUAAUACGAUACGAUCCCGAUACUGUGGUCACGAUAUGAUACGUUCACAUGAUGAUACGAUACGAUCCCGAUACUGUGGUCACGAUAUGAUACGUUCACAUGAUGAUACGAUACGAUCCCGAUACUGUGGUCACGAUAUGAUACGUUCACAUGAUGAUACGAUACGAUCCCGAUACUGUGGUCACGAUAUGAUACGUUCACAUGAUGAUACGAUACGAUCCCGAUACUGUGGUCACGAUAUGAUACGUUCACAUGAUGAUACGAUACGAUCCCGAUACUGUGGUCACGAUAUGAUACGUUCACAUGAUGAUACGAUACGAUCCCGAUACUGUGGUCACGAUAUGAUACGUUCACAUGAUGAUACGAUACGAUCCCGAUACUGUGGUCACGAUAUGAUACGUUCACAUGAUGAUACGAUACGAUCCCGAUACUGUGGUCACGAUAUGAUACGUUCACAUGAUGAUACGAUACGAUCCCGAUACUGUGGUCACGAUAUGAUACGUUCACAUGAUGAUACGAUACGAUCCCGAUACUGUGGUCACGAUAUGAUACGUUCACAUGAUAAUACGAUACGUAUCCCGAUACUGUGGUCACGAUAUGAUACGUUCACAUGAUGAUACGAUACGUAUCCCGAUACUGUGGUCACGAUAUGAUACGUUCACAUAAUAAUACGAUACGAUCCCGAUACUGUGGUCACGAUAUGAUACGUUCACAUGAUACGAUACGUAUCCCGUUACUGUGGUCACGAUAUGAUAUGUAUAGUAUCAAGUAGAAGCAAAGCGAAAAGAUAUGUUGCAAAGUUUUAAUGGAGAUAAUAUAUUACAACAGGAAAUAGACUUGGUUCGAAACGGAUAUGACUUUCUGGUUUUACACAAUUCUUGUCUUUUGAUGUACACUCGCCAUUUGGGAAUGGAUAUGAGUAGACUAAAUUCAAAAACAACAAAAUCUGGAAAACACCUUAGGCCAAACCAAAAAGUUUUUGGUGUUUUCGGUAACACUACCUACCCUAAAUGAUUUUAGGCGAUUUUCAUAGAAGCGCUAUUAACCCUUAGGCUGCUACGCACAACAAUAGUCGUUUUUAAAAGUCGGGCCGUCAGUGCUACGCACGACUAUAGUCGUUUCUUGGUCUGUAGGCUUUGAUCGGUAGCCAGGAAGUGUGGAGUCAGGUUGUUGCUAUACCAAACCCGAACGCGUAUAGUAGACAGCUUCUGAUUGGUUGUUUUGCCAUUACUUUCGAUAUU
Molecule: messenger RNA, 4297 nt
Organism: Mizuhopecten yessoensis (Yesso scallop)
Lineage: Eukaryota; Metazoa; Mollusca; Bivalvia; Pectinida; Pectinidae
Product: GRIP and coiled-coil domain-containing protein PFC0235w-like
Exons: 2
Coding region: 2225-3670 (481 amino acids)
Source: RefSeq, a predicted model, not a curated record